UCGGGAUUCUUCGGUUGUGCUCGGCAGGUAACGGUCGGUGUAUUCAAAUGUUCGGCCGCAGGUCCUCCUGGAGCCUGAAGUGAAGAAAGAAACGGACGAGAGAACGGAUAGACGGAGUUUGGAAGCGGAAUGACUGUGCUGCAGGAACCUGUCCAGGUUUUGCACCAACAAAGUUUGUGCCAGGAUCUGACCAGACUUUUCGGAGGUGGCCUUAGAUGGCUGUGGUCUUCUCUGAAUGUUUGGAUUUUGCCACCACAAACUACAAGUCCACUUGUUUUGUCUGUAGACAACUAGCCUGUCCAUUGUGGUGCUCGGGAAGUUGAUGCCCUCCUGUGCUGCUAGGCAAAGGUCUUGAAAUGCAUCUCGCCUCUCAUUAACUAUCCACACCAUGGUCCCAACCAGCCCUCUCAGGUUUCUGAAGCACCUUUUGUCGACUAGUUGUCUAGCUGCUGCUCCUGCUGGUGGUUUUCUGGGCUUUUCAAGCUCUGGAUCUUGACCUGCCUUGAGGUGAUUUAUGGCUGCAGUGUGGCAGGCACUGAACCACUAUGCUUACCUGGAUGCUGUUUUCCUUGCUGAGAGACUCUAUGCUGAAGUGAGGUCAGAGGAGGCUCUCUACCUGCUGGCUACAUGCUACUAUCGUUCUGGGAAGCCUUAUAAAGCGUACCGACUACUGAAGGCUCACAGUUGCUCCACACCACAGGUCCGAUUCCUGCUGGCAAAGUGCUGCGUCGAACUCAGCAAACUAGCUGAGGGGGAGCAGGUCCUGAUUGGUGGAGUUCUGAAUAAACAGAAGAGUCAGGAUGAUAUCAUCACAGAGUUUGGAGACUCUGCCUCCUUCACGCUGUCCUUACUGGGCCACAUUUACUGCAAGACCGACCGUGCUGCUAAAGGUGCUGAGUGUUUUCAGAGGAGUUUAACCCUCAAUCCGUUUCUUUGGUCUCCAUUUCAGAACCUAUGUCACCUAGGUGAUAAACCAGAUCCAGAUCAGAUGUUUAAGCUGUCUGCUUUGCCGAACUCCACAUUAGCCCCACCCCCUCUGCAUAUAACCCCCUCCCAGAACCCAUCUCAUCGUCUUGACACCGCCCUCAUGGAGACGCCACAGGACACACUGGAAUUGAAUCGGUUGAAUCUUGAAUCAAGUGGAAAGUUGACGUCUGAUUUGUCAGUUUCAUACAUUGACUCCUCCCUCAUCUCCCCGGAGACUGGCUCACUCUUGGGUAACACAAUUUCCAUUGCGUCGGCUGGCUCCCUCCUGGCUAAACAAAACAAACCCAAGAGUGGGCGGAAUUUGCUGGGGGGACCUGCAGCCCUCAGCCCCUUGACACCCAGCUUUGGUAUCGUGCCCCUUGAACCCAGCCCCGGAGACCCCACAUACCUACAGAACUUCUCAGCUACGAUGGAAACACAAACCACAGCUUCCAGCAAGAAGUCUGUCUCUAGAAUUGGUCAGUCCAAGUCUGUCUUCAGUCAGAGUGGUAACAGUAGAGAUGUUCUCCCCAUUCCCUUCAACCAAUCACAGACCUCAGCACCUCACACCAGCGGGUCUCCUCAGGUACUCAGUCCCAGUAUGUCUGGUCCUCCAAAUGUUCAGCCCAGAAGAAGCUCUAGACUGUUUACCAGUGCCAGCUCUACUGCCAAGGAGAACAGCAAGAAGUUAAAGAUGAAGUUCCCUACGAAGAUCCCCAACAGGAAAACCAAAUGUAAAUCAGCAAAGACGUCGAAUAGCAGUAACCUGAAUGAGAGUCUGGAUAUUCUGAGACUUGAUCCCAGUUUGAGCCUACCAGAUACCAGAAUACCCCAGUAUCAGCGGGCCGCUGCAGACAGCGUAAUGGCGUUGCUACGGGAACUUGGGCGGGGCUAUCAGGCUCUAUGCUCGUACAACUGCAGAGAAGCCAUCAACAUUCUGACGUCACUUCCUCCUCAGCACUACAACACCGGUUGGGUCCUCACGCACAUCGGCAGGGCCUACUUUGAGCUGGCUGAAUACAUGCAGGCAGAGCGUCUGUUCAGUGAAGUGCGCAGGAUUGAAUCGUACCGAGUGGAGGGAAUGGAGAUUUACUCCACCACCCUGUGGCACCUGCAGAAAGACGUGGCCCUGUCAGCACUGGCUAAGGACCUAACGGACAUGGACAAGAACUGUCCUGAGGCCUGGUGUGUUGCAGGAAACUGCUUCAGUCUACAGAGGGAACACGACAUCGCCAUCAAGUUCUUCCAGAGAGCCAUCCAGGUCGAUCCCGGGUUUGCAUACGCCUACACUCUUUUGGGUCAUGAGUUUGUUCUGACAGAGGAGUUGGACCGAGCUCUUGCCUGCUUUCGAAAUGCAAUCAGAGUCAACAGCCGACACUACAAUGCCUGGUAUGGUCUUGGAAUGAUUUACUACAAACAGGAGAAGUUCAGCUUGGCAGAAAUCCACUUCAAAAAAGCUCUGAGCAUCAACCCUCAGAGCUCCGUGCUGCUCUGCCACAUUGGAGUGGUGCAGCAUGCUCUGAAGAAGUCUGAUGCUGCUUUAGAGACUCUGAACAGAGCCAUCGUGAUCGACCCGAAAAACCCGCUCUGCAAGUUCCACCGAGCAUCCAUCCUGUUCGCCAACGACAAGUACAAGGCAGCCCUUCAGGAGUUGGAGGAGUUGAAGCAGAUUGUCCCCAAAGAGUCACUUGUUUACUUCCUCAUAGGAAAGGUGUAUAAGAAACUGGGUCAGACCCACCUGGCUCUGAUGAACUUCAGCUGGGCCAUGGAUCUGGAUCCUAAAGGAGCCAACAACCAGAUCAAAGAAGCCAUUGAUAAGAGAUACCUACCUGAGGAUGAAGCAGCCGAGGUGGAUGACAGUCAGGACAGCAGCAUCAUGACGGACGCUGACGACACACAGCUCCACACGGCUGAGAGCGAUGAUGUUCUUUAGCUCCCUCUACUCUGUUAGUCCCGCCUCCUGUGUGAGCUAAUUUCUCUGACUGAUUGGUGGAGUGCUGUUGCUAGGCAACAAACUGAAAAAGAUGUUGAGUUUAGCUCACUCAUCCCUCUCACAUAACCCCCAGACCGGCUGAAACAGACUGCUGCUGACCUUAAGCCCCACCCGUUCACCUGUUGACUUUGUCCUAUGACAUCACAUCCGUUUUUUCUUUUAAUGUUCUUUUUAUUGUUCUGUCAGAAAUAAACCAAUAAAAUACGUAAACUUGA
Molecule: messenger RNA, 3174 nt
Organism: Nothobranchius furzeri (turquoise killifish)
Lineage: Eukaryota; Metazoa; Chordata; Actinopteri; Cyprinodontiformes; Nothobranchiidae
Gene: cdc27
Product: cell division cycle 27
Biological process (GO): cell division; anaphase-promoting complex-dependent catabolic process; protein ubiquitination
Cellular component (GO): cytoplasm; anaphase-promoting complex
Molecular function (GO): protein binding
Source: RefSeq, a predicted model, not a curated record